AUGCUGAUCUAUGUCAGUGAGAAUCUGGGCAGCGGCGCUGGGAGACUAUUAGAUGUUUUAAAAUCUAAGUUCGAGUUCGAAGAAUUGCCAACAGACGGAAAAGUUGGCAUCGAGCAAGUUGAUCACAUAUUGGAACAUGCAACUAGCAAUUACACGAAGAACUUUGUUUUUAAAGGGGACAUGGCGCUAGCGGAGCUUAAACAGCUUGAGAAAAGGCCGUUCUUUUUACAUAUAACGAUAGAUGCUGCAUUAAGAGUGCGGGUGGGCGAAUGGUCAAGCUUAACCAACGAAAAUGAACUAAACUUUGAGAAAUUUCUGACUCAAAGCGAAGCACAGUUGGAAAACAGUCCUGAUUUACCUGUGGUACUGGGCCGCGCCGAUGUGAAGUUUUACAUCAGAAAUUCAGAAAAGCUUGCAUUUGACUUGUUAGUCAAUGAAGUAGAUCGUCAUCUCAAAGAGGCAUGCCAACAACGAGACGUCAGGGUUCCUUUCCACAACACUACGCCACUGAGGCCAGACUGGGAUACGUACUUCAUGAAAUUAGCAACGUUGGCUGCUUCUAGAUCAAACUGCAUGAAGAGGCGAGUGGGAUGCGUCAUUGUUCGCGAUUGCAGGGUUAUCGCUACCGGAUAUAAUGGUACACCUCGCCAUUUGGUAAACUGUCACAGUGGUGGUUGUCCGCGGUGUAAUAGCGGAAACAAUUCUCAACUCAGCAGCUGCUUAUGCCUACAUGCGGAGGAAAACGCGUUGUUAGAGGCUGGUCGUGAUAGAGUAGGGCCUAAUGCCAUCUUGUACUGCGACACUUGUCCGUGUCUGACAUGUUCCGUGAAGAUCGUACAGACCGGCGUUCGAGAAGUAGUGUACUCGCAGAGUUACCGGAUGGAUGAGGCUAGUUUCAAGGUUUUACAAGAGGGUGGGGUCUUGGUGCGCCAAUUCAGUUUUCUAGAGGAGCCUCGUUACUCCGUACUGUGA
Molecule: messenger RNA, 972 nt
Organism: Lachancea nothofagi CBS 11611
Lineage: Eukaryota; Fungi; Ascomycota; Saccharomycetes; Saccharomycetales; Saccharomycetaceae
Source: the annotation of a GenBank genome assembly